AUGGACCCGGGAAAAGAGACCAGAACCGAGAGCGGCCGGGGGCAAGGCGAGCGGCGCGAGAGAGGAGGCGCCGGAAGCGGACGCCGAGGGAAAAGGGAGGACCAGGGGAAGGGCGCGAGAGCGGCCGGGGGCAAGGGCGAGCGGCGCGAGAGAGGAGGCGCCGGAAGCGGACCGCCGAGGGAAAAGGGAGGACCAGGGAAGGGCGCGAGAGCGGCCGGGGGCAAGGGCGAGCGGCGCGAGAGAGGAGGCGCCGGAAGCGGACGCCGAGGGAAAAGGGAGGACCAGGGGAAGGGCGCGAGAGCGGCCGGGGGCAAGGGCGAGCGGCGCGAGAGAGGAGGCGCCGAAGCGGACAGCCGAGGGAAAAGGGAGGACCAGGGAAGGGCGCGAGAGCGGCCGGGGGCAAGGGCGAGCGGCGCGAGAGAGGAGGCGCCGGAAGCGGACAGCCGAGGGAAAAGGGAGGACCAGGGGAAGGGCGAGAGCGGCGGGGGCAAGGGCGAGCGGCGCGAGAGAGGAGGGCCGGAAGCGGACGCCGAGGGAAAAGGGAGGACCAGGGGAAGGGCGCGAGAGCGGCCGGGGGGCAAGGGCGAGCGGCGCGAGAGGAGGCGCCGGAAGCGGACGCCGAGGGAAAAGGGAGGACCAGGGGAAGGGCGCGAGAGCGGCCGGGGGCAAGGGCGAGCGGCGCGAGAGAGGAGGCGCCGGAAGCGGACGCCGAGGGAAAAGGGAGGACCAGGGGAAGGGCGCGAGAGCGGCCGGGGGCAAGGGCGAGCGGCGCGAGAGAGGAGGCGCCGGAAGCGGACAGCCGAGGGAAAAGGGAGGACCAGGGGAAGGGCGAGAGCGGCCGGGGGCAAGGGCGAGCGGCGCGAGAGAGGAGGGCCGGAAGCGGACGCCGAGGGAAAAGGGAGGACCAGGGGAAGGGCGCGAGAGCGGCCGGGGGCAAGGGCGAGCGGCGCGAGAGAGGAGGCGCCGGAAGCGGACAGCCGAGGGAAAAGGGAGGACCAGGGGAAGGGCGCGAGAGCGGCCGGGGGCAAGGGCGAGCGGCGCGAGAGAGGAGGCGCCGGAAGCGGACGCCGAGGGAAAAGGGAGGACCAGGGGAAGGGCGCGAGAGCGGCCGGGGGCAAGGGCGAGCGGCGCGAGAGAGGAGGCGCCGGAAGCGGACAGCCGAGGGAAAAGGGAGGACCAGGGGAAGGGCGCGAGAGCGGCCGGGGGCAAGGGCGAGCGGCGCGAGAGAGGAGGGCCGGAAGCGGACAGCCGAGGGAAAAGGGAGGACCAGGGGAAGGGCGCGAGAGCGGCCGGGGGCAAGGGCGAGCGGCGCGAGAGAGGAGGCGCCGGAAGCGGACAGCCGAGGGAAAAGGGAGGACCAGGGGAAGGGCGCGAGAGCGGCCGGGGGCAAGGGCGAGCGGCGCGAGAGAGGAGGCGCCGGAAGCGGACAGCCGAGGGAAAAGGGAGGACCAGGGGAAGGGCGCGAGAGCGGCCGGGGGGCAAGGGCGAGCGGCGCGAGAGAGGAGGCGCCGGAAGCGGACAGCCGAGGGAAAAGGGAGGACCAGGGGAAGGGCGCGAGAGCGGCCGGGGGCAAGGGCGAGCGGCGCGAGAGGAGGGCCGGAAGCGGACGCCGAGGGAAAAGGGAGGACCAGGGGAAGGGCGCGAGAGCGGCCGGGGGCAAGGGCGAGCGGCGCGAGAGAGGAGGCGCCGGAAGCGGACAGCCGAGGGAAAAGGGAGGACCAGGGGAAGGGCGCGAGAGCGGCCGGGGGCAAGGGCGAGCGGCGCGAGAGAGGAGGCGCCGGAAGCGGACGCCGAGGGAAAAGGGAGGACCAGGGGAAGGGCGCGAGAGCGGCCGGGGGCAAGGGCGAGCGGCGCGAGAGAGGAGGCGCCGGAAGCGGACGCCGAGGGAAAAGGGAGGACCAGGGGAAGGGCGCGAGAGCGGCCGGGGGCAAGGGCGAGCGGCGCGAGAGAGGAGGCGCCGGAAGCGGACAGCCGAGGGAAAAGGGAGGACCAGGGGAAGGGCGCGAGAGCGGCCGGGGGCAAGGGCGAGCGGCGCGAGAGAGGAGGGCCGGAAGCGGACAGCCGAGGGAAAAGGGAGGACCAGGGGAAGGGCGCGAGAGCGGCCGGGGGCAAGGGCGAGCGGCGCGAGAGAGGAGGCGCCGGAAGCGGACAGCCGAGGGAAAAGGGAGGACCAGGGGAAGGGCGCGAGAGCGGCCGGGGGCAAGGGCGAGCGGCGCGAGAGAGGAGGCGCCGGAAGCGGACGCCGAGGGAAAAGGGAGGACCAGGGGAAGGGCGCGAGAGCGGCCGGGGGCAAGGGCGAGCGGCGCGAGAGAGGAGGCGCCGAAGCGGACAGCCGAGGGAAAAGGGAGGACCAGGGGAAGGGCGCGAGAGCGGCCGGGGGGCAAGGGCGAGCGGCGCGAGAGAGGAGGCGCCGGAAGCGGACAGCCGAGGGAAAAGGGAGGACCAGGGGAAGGGCGCGAGAGCGGCCGGGGGCAAGGGCGAGCGGCGCGAGAGAGGAGGCGCCGGAAGCGGACAGCCGAGGGAAAAGGGAGGACCAGGGGAAGGGCGCGAGAGCGGCCGGGGGCAAGGGCGAGCGGCGCGAGAGAGGAGGGCCGGAAGCGGACAGCCGAGGGAAAAGGGAGGACCAGGGAAGGGCGCGAGAGCGGCCGGGGGCAAGGGCGAGCGGCGCGAGAGAGGAGGGCCGGAAGCGGACAGCCGAGGGAAAAGGGAGGACCAGGGGAAGGGCGCGAGAGCGGCCGGGGGCAAGGGCGAGCGGCGCGAGAGAGGAGGGCCGGAAGCGGACAGCCGAGGGAAAAGGGAGGACCAGGGGAAGGGCGCGAGAGCGGCCGGGGGCAAGGGCGAGCGGCGCGAGAGAGGAGGCGCCGGAAGCGGACAGCCGAGGGAAAAGGGAGGACCAGGGGAAGGGCGCGAGAGCGGCCGGGGGCAAGGGCGAGCGGCGCGAGAGAGGAGGCGCCGGAAGCGGACAGCCGAGGGAAAAGGGAGGACCAGGGGAAGGGCGCGAGAGCGGCCGGGGGCAAGGGCGAGCGGCGCGAGAGAGGAGGCGCCGGAAGCGGACAGCCGAGGGAAAAGGGAGGACCAGGGGAAGGGCGCGAGAGCGGCCGGGGGCAAGGGCGAGCGGCGCGAGAGAGGAGGCGCCGGAAGCGGACAGCCGAGGGAAAAGGGAGGACCAGGGGAAGGGCGCGAGAGCGGCCGGGGGCAAGGGCGAGCGGCGCGAGAGAGGAGGCGCCGGAAGCGGACGCCGAGGGAAAAGGGAGGACCAGGGGAAGGGCGCGAGAGCGGCCGGGGGCAAGGGCGAGCGGCGCGAGAGAGGAGGCGCCGGAAGCGGACGCCGAGGGAAAAGGGAGGACCAGGGGAAGGGCGCGAGAGCGGCCGGGGGCAAGGGCGAGCGGCGCGAGAGAGGAGGCGCCGGAAGCGGACGCCGAGGGAAAAGGGAGGACCAGGGGAAGGGCGCGAGAGCGGCCGGGGGCAAGGGCGAGCGGCGCGAGAGAGGAGGCGCCGGAAGCGGACAGCCGAGGGAAAAGGGAGGACCAGGGGAAGGGCGCGAGAGCGGCCGGGGGCAAGGGCGAGCGGCGCGAGAGAGGAGGCGCCGGAAGCGGACAGCCGAGGGAAAAGGGAGGACCAGGGGAAGGGCGCGAGAGCGGCCGGGGGCAAGGGCGAGCGGCGCGAGAGAGGAGGGCCGGAAGCGGACGCCGAGGGAAAAGGGAGGACCAGGGGAAGGGCGCGAGAGCGGCCGGGGGCAAGGGCGAGCGGCGCGAGAGAGGAGGCGCCGGAAGCGGACAGCCGAGGGAAAAGGGAGGACCAGGGGAAGGGCGCGAGAGCGGCCGGGGGCAAGGGCGAGCGGCGCGAGAGAGGAGGCGCCGGAAGCGGACAGCCGAGGGAAAAGGGAGGACCAGGGGAAGGGCGCGAGAGCGGCCGGGGGCAAGGGCGAGCGGCGCGAGAGAGGAGGGCCGGAAGCGGACAGCCGAGGGAAAAGGGAGGACCAGGGGAAGGGCGCGAGAGCGGCCGGGGGCAAGGGCGAGCGGCGCGAGAGAGGAGGCGCCGGAAGCGGACAGCCGAGGGAAAAGGGAGGACCAGGGGAAGGGCGCGAGAGCGGCCGGGGGCAAGGGCGAGCGGCGCGAGAGAGGAGGCGCCGGAAGCGGACAGCCGAGGGAAAAGGGAGGACCAGGGGAAGGGCGCGAGAGCGGCCGGGGGCAAGGGCGAGCGGCGCGAGAGAGGAGGCGCCGGAAGCGGACGCCGAGGGAAAAGGGAGGACCAGGGGAAGGGCGCGAGAGCGGCCGGGGGCAAGGGCGAGCGGCGCGAGAGAGGAGGCGCCGGAAGCGGACGCCGAGGGAAAAGGGAGGACCAGGGGAAGGGCGCGAGAGCGGCCGGGGGCAAGGGCGAGCGGCGCGAGAGAGGAGGCGCCGGAAGCGGACGCCGAGGGAAAAGGGAGGACCAGGGGAAGGGCGCGAGAGCGGCCGGGGGCAAGGGCGAGCGGCGCGAGAGAGGAGGCGCCGGAAGCGGACAGCCGAGGGAAAAGGGAGGACCAGGGGAAGGGCGCGAGAGCGGCCGGGGGGCAAGGGCGAGCGGCGCGAGAGAGGAGGCGCCGGAAGCGGACCGCCGAGGGAAAAGGGAGGACCAGGGGAAGGGCGCGAGAGCGGCCGGGG
Messenger RNA from Glycine soja, 4643 nucleotides. Its product is annotated as hornerin-like. The record is from RefSeq and is a predicted model, not a curated record. The transcript has a single exon. The annotation marks the transcript as partial. Lineage: Eukaryota; Viridiplantae; Streptophyta; Magnoliopsida; Fabales; Fabaceae.